AUGCCGCAGACACUGCGGCGGGUGCCCGGUUGCGCCCUCGCAUCGUUGUGGCUGCUUUUGCUGCUUCUGUCGUUGCUGCCCUCAGACGUGUUCGGGGCGACGCUGGCCGACGGUGACGGCGCGGAGGAUGCGGCGGAAGUGACCAGGCGGGAGUACCGCUGCCGCACCUGCGUGGCGCUGGCGACGGUGUUCCGCGAGGAGGUCUUGCGGCCCGCUGCGGGGAUGCAACGCGCGGCGGCUGCAGCGGCGGACCGCAGCGACAGCGACGCGGUGCGGGCGGGCGCGCGGCAGCGUCUCGUGGUGAACGUGCACGAUGCCAUCGACGGUCUCUGCCGCCGCGUUCAUGAACUCCAUCGUGCGGAACACAAAGUGCGGGCCGUCGACGCCUCGGGGCGCGAAGGUGCGGCGGAAAUGCGGGAGGAGCUGCGCCUGCACGAGGAUGACGUGCUCGGCUCAAGAAGGGCGGUGCGGGACGCCGUUGAUGGCCUCUGCGCGGCUGUGCUGGAGGAAGUGAAUGAGCCACUCGCCCUGGAGGCGUUUGCGGCGCUGCUGCCGAAGAGCAAGAAGCCCGACGAGGCGUCUGCGACGGAGCGCGACGCAGCCCACCAGCUGGGCGAGGCGGGCGCAUUCUGCGAGCGGCAACAGAUGUGUGGACCCGCCACUCUUCAGAACAUUGCGAAUGAGGAUGCGACGCGGCGACGACUAGCGCAGCAGCUGAGCAAGACGCAACAGCCUUUGCUCCCACGGCAAUGGCGGGAGGUGGCUAAGGCGGCGUUGCUGGUAGCAAUCCUUGUCCUGCUGCCGCUCUCGGCCGGACUUCUCCUGCGACGCUGCUGGGGGAGGCACACCGCCGCCGCCGCCGCCCAUGGUGCACACAAAAAGAGUGAUUAG
Molecule: messenger RNA, 891 nt
Organism: Trypanosoma conorhini
Lineage: Eukaryota; Euglenozoa; Kinetoplastea; Trypanosomatida; Trypanosomatidae
Exons: 1
Coding region: 1-891 (296 amino acids)
Source: RefSeq, a predicted model, not a curated record